Messenger RNA from Agelaius phoeniceus (red-winged blackbird), 262 nucleotides. The record is from RefSeq and is a predicted model, not a curated record. Lineage: Eukaryota; Metazoa; Chordata; Aves; Passeriformes; Icteridae.
CGGCAGCGCCGGUCCCGCACUCGGAGCGGCGGCGGCACCGGGCGGGAUGAGCGAGCGCAGCCCCCACGCGCCCCCCUCCGCGGCGGAGGCCCCCGGUGGGCAGCAGCAAGCCAAGGCUGAGCCCAAGAAGGAGGAAGAGGAGGAGGAGGAGGAGGAGGAGAUCGACAUCGACCUGAGCGCGCCCGAGACGGAGCGCGCGGCUCUCGCCAUCCAGGGCCGCUUCCGCCGCUCCCGCCAGCGCCGGGAGGAGCCGCGGCCCUGA